Molecule: messenger RNA, 2001 nt
Organism: Prorocentrum cordatum
Lineage: Eukaryota; Dinophyceae; Prorocentrales; Prorocentraceae
Source: the annotation of a GenBank genome assembly
CCGCGGCCUCAGCGGCCUGGCCUUAGUCAGGCCUGUACGACUGUCCGCAGAGGUGGUCGCUCCUUUCAACCCCCUUGGUCUUCUCCCAUUUCCUCCGUCUUCCCUGCCCCUCCUCUUCCCUCUCUUCUGGGAGUGCUUUGGCAGGCCCCUCGCUGGUCGAGUACCGCCGCCAACGCCGCAUCAAUGAUAACACCGAUCGGUCCACUGUCUUUGUCAGCGGCACGUCUGCGCUGUGUGCCGCGGUCCCGCUGGCAGCUUCCUCCUACGUAGAGCCUGGACUCAGCACCAGGGUCGUCUCAAUCAGCAGGCUUGCCUGAAAUUCGAUGUCCGUGUGCUUCUGCAAAGGGGGGCUCUGCGGAUUGCGAGCAGACGCGGUCUGGGUGCUGGGCCGACUGCGGGCAAUUUGCGGGCAGGGAUGCCCUGGUCGCGCCCUGGUCACCGCUGUACACUGGCCACAGUCUACCUUCCACGAGUCACGCCGUGCAUCUGAUAAAGCAUCAUGCCAGCGAGACGCUGUUUUGUGGAGUUCUGACUGCUCUGCGACGCGGCGUCUUGCCUUGCUCUCCGCAGGUCGCAACACGGGAUAUUGAGGACAGCGGACGCGAGCGGCGGAGUGCAGAGGACUCGACUCCUGCACACUGCGGGCGCUCUGCCUUCUCCCGCUCCUGCGCGCGGCAGCUGUCCUUCACACACCAUCCGUGCAGUUGCGGGGCGUUCUUUCUUCCCAGCCCGUGGCUCGAGUGCACCCUGGCGGGCGGCAGCGCGGCCGCGCGCGCGCGCGCUUCGGGGCACCCCGAGGGGGCUGGGGCGAGAGCAAUGCCGCCCCUGCGCGGCGCUGCGUUCCUCUUGGGGUGCCUCCUCGCCGAGUCUGAGGCGUGCUCCCUGCAUCUGGCGAAGAAGUGCCGCGGCUACGAGUGCGAGGACCCGGUCUUCCCCGUGCUCGACUACGACACGAAGAAGCACAAGUGCGUCUGCAUCCCGCACCCCUGCUGGAAUGUGAGGAGGUGCCCCGCGGACAAGCCGUACCCGAUCUUCAACUUCGACGCGGACAGCAAGAUCAACUGCACUUGCUCGACGAAGGCGAUAUGCAACUCCAAGUACGUGGCGUCUGUCAAGUGCCCCGGGCACAUGUGUGCGGACGACUCCCAGCACCCGAUUCUCGACUUCGACGACAAGGAGAAGUCGUGCAUAUGUCGGGCGCAUCCCUGCUGGGAUGACGACGGGCAGAGACACGACUGCGAUUCCGAGACGCACCCGCUGUUGAGGUACCGCGAGGAGCUCUCCCGCUCCGGGGCCGUCAAGUCGAAGUGCGAGUGCAGCACCAUCCUUCCGAUCCCUGGGAAGGGCGGGGCGGGCUCCAAGGAGGCCGUCAGGAAGUACCGCGACGAGGAGCUCUGAGAGCGGCUGUGCUGGGCAUCGCCCGUUCCGCGGCGGAGGCGGCCGCGCCGCGCCCCCUUUGCGGCACGGCCUUGGCCGUGCCGCCGUCUCCGGGGCCUCCAGCGCGAGCGGGGUGAGCGGCCUCCCGGCCUCCUCCCGCCGGAAGGGAGGAGGCCCAGUGGGAGGGGGCCUGCGCCUCCCUCCUCCCCUACGCCUUGCUCGUCCGCCCCCGCUCGCCAGAGCCCCUGUCGAGGCCAGCUGGCCGCCCCCUGGCUGACUUCUCCGUGCGGUCUCGGCGCGGCGGCGGCCGCAUGCUCUCUGCUCCUGCUUCUCGUCCCGCUUCUCCGCCUCCCUGUUCCCCUUUGUCCGAUGACCCACGUCUCUAAAAGUUCGAGCCGCCAGAUGCCUGUGCUGGACAACAGGCAUUCCUUGUGGCUCACCUUUAAUGGAGCGGAUGGGGCCUGCAGUGCACCGAUUCCUCCGUCGCGCGUUGCGCUGCUACUUUCUGGGAAGCCAGUCUGGCAUUCCAGCCCCUGCCGCUCUGUCCGGUCCGGCAACAGACCGUGCUUGGAGCAGGGUCGCGAUAGUCAGCUGCGAGACACCGGGAAGGGGGAAAAGGCAGAA